CCAUACGUCCACGAGACCACAACACACCCGGCAGCCAAACCGAGCGGAAACGACCCCCCUCCCCCCCCUCUCUCUCUCUAUCUCCCGCCGCGUUCCCCCGCAAUCCAAUCGGCGGCGCCCGUACUCCGGCGCCCAAUCCGAGCCACCAGAGCCCGAUUCGAGCGGUCCCAGCAAGGAAUCGGAGGGAUUCGCGGCCGGCGGAGGCCGGAGCUGCCCAGGAUGAUGGCCGGGUUCACGGGGAAGAGGAAGGAGCUGGAGCAGGUGGUCGACGGGCUCUCCGACUUCUCCCUCGCCGGCCCCGCCGCCAAGUACCGCAGGCUGGACCCUGGUCUCCCACCUAUUUUGGAAGAAGAACCACCUGCUCCUUCCAUCCAAUUUCAACACGAGAUGAUGAGAGGGGAAAUGAAUAAUGGUGUUACCGUGCCCAUUGUGGAGGAUAUGAUAGAAGGUGCCAUGCCAACUCAUCUGUCCAGUGAGGACAGGGCACUUGUUUUAUACAAGCCAGUAAAUAGCCCUGCCCUCAUUGGUCCUAGUAUCUCAAACCCUUCAAUCAUAGUCAGUUCAGACUUGAUCCGUGGUCUAAAGAGUCAAGCUUUCAAUCCAAGGAACUGUCAUGGGCUGGAGGACAAUUCCCCUGAACGCAGCAAUUGCCUGGCCUUAGUUCCUUGGGCACCACCAGUAAUUGCAACGGCAUCCAAUUGGUCUGCUUCCCAACCAGAAAACACAGAAAUUUUUGAAGAGCCAAUGGAUGCUGAUGAAACGGAAGUUACUUCUAUGGACUUCGAAGAAGCGCCUCAAGCAAUUGCUACUGGAAUCAGCGGCGAGAACCUUCAGCAGUGGCAGCAGCACUGUUUGACCCCACCAUCGCUGCCGAACCCGUCAGCGCCUGUUAUGUGGUCAUGGUGACUCUGGUGACAUUGCUCCCCUGACUGCAUGUUUUACUCACACGAAGGAUGAAGAAAUCCUAUAGUUGGCCUCCACUAGAAGUGGCUGGUUGAUUUAGUUGGCUUGUGAAAUUGUUGCUAUGUGCAUAAUAGCACCUCCUAGCAUAGUGCUGACCUUCACACGGUGAUAGACUUUUGUGUUAGAACUCAUGCCCUGUUACAGUACUGUCAGUGGACAUUUUGUGUUAGAAACAGCCCUGCUAGUAUCGGCGUCAGAUUAAUCUGAUCUGGUGUGAUGGGUGCAACAUAUUAGUGCCUUUGAGAGGCUAUUGUUACAAACUACGGAGUAGUAGCUUAUAAUUAGUGACAGUAUGGGAGCUCAAUGGGCUACUGAUAGUGGUGUUCGGUUGUCUUUGUUAAGCCAGUACUCCCUCAAUGGGCUACUUAUAAUUGGUGACAGUAUGGGAGCUCAGUGGGCUACUGAUAGUGAUA
Messenger RNA from Brachypodium distachyon (stiff brome), 1376 nucleotides. RefSeq lists its product as uncharacterized. The transcript has 3 exons. The coding region runs from base 220 to 906 and encodes 228 amino acids. NCBI's taxonomy places the organism in Eukaryota, Viridiplantae, Streptophyta, Magnoliopsida, Poales, Poaceae. The record is from RefSeq and is a predicted model, not a curated record.